Messenger RNA from Cloeon dipterum, 2124 nucleotides. RefSeq names its product cytochrome P450 9e2-like. Lineage: Eukaryota; Metazoa; Arthropoda; Insecta; Ephemeroptera; Baetidae. The record is from RefSeq and is a predicted model, not a curated record. The transcript has 8 exons. Gene Ontology annotation, molecular function: monooxygenase activity; iron ion binding; oxidoreductase activity, acting on paired donors, with incorporation or reduction of molecular oxygen. The coding region runs from base 262 to 1797 and encodes 511 amino acids.
AAUCAUCUUGAGGAAGCAUUGGAACAAAAAAAACAUUCAAAAUGAUAAACCAAAAUAUAAAUUUUUGAGUAGUAGGACGUGCUAAAUAAAUUCAAGAUGUUAUCAGGAUGACACCUUUAACACCCCAUAAAGACUUGCAAUGACGUCUUUUAAAGAGUGGAAGGGACAGUCGAAAAUCUGCACACGCUGCUCCCCCAAAAGAGCUUUUAGCUAUUUAAAUUAUAUCUAGGCGGACGGGCGGGCAUUUGGGACAGACUUCCGAUGGACGCGUACGUGCUGGGUUUGGUGGCUGUUCUGGUGCUGAUUGUGUUCAAGUUGGGCACCCGCAACCACGAAUACUGGCGGAGGAAAGGGGUGGAAAGCGUGGGUGCGGUGCCGUUCAUCGGCUCCAUGUGGCCCGUGGUGUCCUUGCGCGAGCAUAUGGCUGAUUUUUUCCACCGACUUGCCAUUGAGAACAAGGGCAAAAGGUUCGUCGGCUACUUCCAGGGAUCCACGCCGGGGCUGCUCGUGCUGGACCCUGAGCUCAUCAGGUCGAUCCUCAUCAGCGACUUCUCGCACUUCGUCGACCACGGCUUUGAAAUUGAUCCAGAAGCCGACCCCAUGCAGUCGCGCAAUCUGUUCAACAUGAGCGGCCAGUACUGGAAGGAAAUGCGCAGCAUGCUGUCGCCGACAUUUAGCUCAGGCAAAAUUAAAGCACUGUUCCCUCUGGUGCAGGAGUGCGCCACUAGCUUCGAGAACUACAUGCUGAGCCAUAAAAGCCAAGACAUCAAUAUCAAGGACUUGCUCGCUAGAUACACGACCAACGUCAUUGGUUCUUGUGCGUUCGGAAUCACAGUGAAUUCGCUAGAAAAUCCAGAAGACAAAUUCAGACAAAUGGGGAGAAAACUGUUUGAAGUGGACUUUGUGCAGGGUUUCAAAAACAGUUGCAUUUUCUUCCAACCUCAGAUUGCAAAUAUCUUCAAAUUUAGGGUCUUCAGCGAAGAGCUGACUAAUUUUUUCCGGAAUCUUGUGCAUGAAAUAAUGGAUAGAAGAGCGAAAUCGGGAAACACGCGAAAAGACUUCUUGCAAUUACUUAUCCAGUUGAAGGAAAAAGGAAAAUUGGGCUCAACAGACGACGAGCCUAACGAAAAUAACGAAUCUUCCAUUGGCCUCAAGUUGACGGACGAUGACAUCGUGGCCCAAGCACUAGUAUUUUUCAUCGGUGGAUUUGAGUCGACUUCAAUGACAUUGACUUACACGCUGAUGGAAUUGGCUCGAAACCCAGAAGCUCAGCGUAAGGCUCGAGCUAACAUCAAAGAGGUUUUACAGCGUCACGACGGAAUAUUGAGUUUCCAAUCAAUGCAGGAAUUGACUUACUUGGACAAAAUUGCAAAUGAGACUCUUCGAAUGUACCCUCCUCUUGCUGUCAUAAAUCGCAUUUGUACGAAGCAAUACAAAAUUCCCAACACUAAUGUGACUUUGGAGAAAGGAACGGCCAUAGCAAUCUCAGUCAAAGGCAUUCAAAACGAUCCACAGUAUUUUGAGGACCCGGAAACUUUCAACCCCGACAGAUUCAGUGACGAAAAUCCGGUCAAGACCAAGUGUGCGUUCAUGCCAUUCGGCGAGGGACCGCGCCAGUGUAUAGGGAUGCGGUUCGCCAAAAUGCCGCUCAAGCUGGGGUUGUUCUCCAUUCUGCGCCACUUUGAGGUGCUGCAAUCGCCCAAGACCGUGUACCCACCUGAGUUUGACCCGCGGCAGUUCUUUUUGGCCUCAAAGCAUGACAUCUACGUUCAACUCAGAGAAUGUUCUGACUACUGAAUGUUUUUAAUUAUUUGUCAUCAUUGCAAAAAAAACAUAAUAAAUAUUUUACGCCAUUAAAUUCAAUUGCCAAAUAAGGGAUAAAAGGUGUAAUAAUUUGUUUUGAAAUAUUUUAAGCUUAAAUUGUUGCUUGCGAGAGUUUUUGUGGGAUAAAAAUAGCAAGCAUAAAAUUUUUUGAUGAUAAUUUUUUAGCGCAAUUUUUUUAUAAUUUAAACCGCACCAUAAUGAUCCAGACAGGGGAAGGAAUCGCUUCAAAUAAUCAUGUAAUAAAAACACGCAAAAUCAGAAAAAAAUAAAUAAAACGAACCAUAUGUAUUGAUUUUUCUG